UGUUCUUGUUGCAGGGUUCCACUUAAGCGGUGUCGUAACCGCUGCUAGAACCACCCCGUCGGCCACAUUGCCUUGUGGCGCGCCAGAACCGCCACAUAAAUUUAAAGUUUCUGUUAGUUUUGAUAGGUGUAAAAUAACUUCCGUAACGUGCACGUGUGAUACAAGGGACAUUUUUUGGUGUCAACAUGUCGUCGCGCUGUCUCUGUAUCGGAUACGGAACGCUGAAAGUGUUCGACUUAGAGUUCCUAUAUCUGAAACGCUUCUCCAAAUGGACCGGCAGCAAUUGCAGAAGUUCGUUCAGUACCUGAUAGCCGAGCAUCACACAGAAGUGCUUCCUACAGCUCAAAAACUAGCCGACGAAAUCUUGCAGCAACGUAGCGAAAUUAAUCAAAUUGCUGGAGCACCUGAUCCUACUGCAGGAGCUGCAGCGGACGACGCCCAUUCAUGGCACCUAGACGAAAACCAAGUGUGCGAACAAGUGCGCUCGUACUUGGCCCAAGGAGCUUACUACAAUGCCAACAAGCAACUGAACUCAUUAUUUUCAAAAGUUCGGGAAAUGCUGCGUGCCCAAGACUCCAACGGAGCCCGUAUGCUCACUUUAAUCACCGAACAAUUCCUUCAAGACCCUCGAUUACAGCUGUGGAAAAGUCAGGGCACUCCGAUGACCGAUAAGUGCAGGCAGCUGUGGGAUCAAUUGGGUUCCCUGUGGGUCUGUAUUGUACUGAGUCCCGGCUGCGCGUCUCUGGAAAAGAUUCAAUGGGAGACGCAACUAAGCAAAUGGGUGCAAGUUGACGUUUGUCCUCCCGAAGAUCCUGAUUUUCGAUUGCAAGUGGUCGGAGGACAAAGAGAUUCGUAUUUGAAUAGGGAUCGUGAUCGUGAUCGGUAUUGGUACGACAGAGACCGUUACUCGGAACGAGAGCGAGAACGACGCGAGCGUAGAGAUCGCGAACGAGAGAGAGAAAGAGACAGAUGCAAUAAUAGAGCGAAUUAUGCGUCGUCGGACAGUUCCAGUGACUCGGACGACGAAGAAGAGCAACCAAACUACAGUCCAAGAGGUCACAAGAGACUCAGACUGUCCACCAAAGGCCACAACAAACCUUCAUUGCCUCGCACCAUUUUCCACCGGGCCCUAGACGCUGUCGGCAUGUCCUGGGACAACAUGCACUUGAAAAACAUCCUAUCAAGUGACACUUAUUGUUCCCACGUGCCUGAUAAUUCCAGUUAUUCCAAUGGCAGCUUCAACUCGCAGGGGCAACCGUUGUGGCAUGAAUCGAUCCCUUGGUGCGCUGCUAGAGUAGACUCGCUACGCUCUCACGGACAUUCUGAAGCUGCACUGCGAUUAGCAGUGUCAGUUGUCAGGACAAUGAAACAGCAGCAGUUGCAAGCCCAGAAAGAGUGGCACGAAAGUCAGCAGCAAAAGGCCAGCACCAGUAGCGCACCCAGCACCAGCCAGCAACCGAAACCUUGCACGUCGAGGUGUCAAGGCAAUUGCAUGACAAACUCUUGUUCUACUACUAGUAUUAAUGCUCCGGCCAAUCCAGACGGUUGGGAAAAAGCUUGUAAACAAGAAGACCGCCUCAUCGCAAAACUCCAAGAAAUCGAACUAGAUAACAGCCUAGUGGCAGUUCUCCGCCGCCAAGCCAUAAUCCUUCUAGAAGGCGGUCCCACAAGCGGCCUAGGCAUCGGAAUCCAUCCGGAAUCAAUCCCCAUGCACACUUUCGCUAGAUUUCUAUUCCUGUCUCUUCUCAACUACUACCCGGACUUAGCUUACGAAGUGGGCCUGCGCGCUAUGCGACUACCUCUAUUAGAAGAAGGCGACGGUGAAGGUGGCUCUUCAUCAUCGGGGGGCUCUAGCGGGGCCGGUCCCCCUGGGCCGGGCCGGCCCCCACGUUGGUACACAAUCGGUCAUAUCGAGGGUCAACAGUGCGCCCUGAGCAGUACCAUGCUCAGUGCAGCCAAAGGCGAAGUAAUGCGACUCAGGACCGUGCUGGAAUCGUCGCAAAGGCACAUACACAGCUCCUCGCACCUUUUUAAACUCGCGCAGGAUGCAUUUCGUUUCGCUACUCCGGAAAACGGACCCAGACAUCCGACGCUUUUGAGUGUGGCGUUUGAGUUGGGGCUGCAAGUUAUGCGCAUGACUUUAUCUUCGCUCAAUUGGCGCAGACGCGAAAUGGUGCGCUGGCUGGUCACCUGCGCAGUCGAACUCGGAUUAGAUGCGCUAGUGUCGCUGAUGCAAAACUGGUUUCAGUUUUUUACUGCUACCGAAGCUGCCGGGCCUGUCGCUACAACUAUUAUGUCACGUGGGACUAUGUUGCGGUUGCAGCUUGGCUUUCAGCAACAGGAAGAAUUGAGCAGUUGUGCUAGGACUCUUGCUUUACAAUGUGCCACAAAGGAUCCACCGAAUUGUGCCUUAAACGCGCUCACAUUGUGCGAAAAUGAAGCCUUGGCCUUCGAAACUGCUUAUCAAAUAGUAGUGGAAGCUGCUUCACACAUUAUGACGUCAUCUCAGCUCUUCACAAUCGCCCGGUAUAUGGAGCACCGUGGCUAUCCUAGCAGAGCCUACAAGCUAGCGAUGCUUGCCAUGAAAAACGUCCAUCUUGCCUACAAUCAAGACACCCAUCCAGCCAUUAACGACAUCCAUUGGGCCAUGGCUCUAGCGCAUUCUCUAGGCAAAACUGAGCUCGGCCAUAUGGUACCGUUGCUGGUGAAAAACGUCCAAUGCGCCACAGUACUCAGUGACGUACUGAGACGAUGCGGCGCCUCAGCGCCAGGCGGUCCUUUAGCACCUCAACAUCCGGAUCCUAAACACGUGCCACAUAGGACGAGGUGCUCGGCGCCCGGACUGAAACCUCUUUCGUUUGACAGGCCGCCGUUGCGGCCUCUUUUGGAAGCUGCCGUUGCCGCGUACGUCAACACGACGCAUUCGCGAUUGACGCACAUCUCGCCGAGGCAUUACGCUGAUUUUAUUGAGUUUUUGGGUCGGGCGAGGGAUACGUUUGCGUUGGCUCACGACGGACACGCACAGUUCGCCCAACUGUUAGAAAACAUGAAGGUUGCCUAUAAAGGCAAAAAGAAAUUGAUGUUCCUGGUAAAAGAACGGUUUGGCUGAUGACAGUUGAAGAGGUGCUGCGCCCACGUGCAGCUCCGACACUACAAGGGCUGUUGUUGAUUUAAUUUGUUUUUGUGCAAUAAAAUUUUUUAAUUUUUUUUUUUCCAUUUGGCAACUCCUCUAGCAUCUCUUAAAUUAACUAUCAAGCUUUAUGUCUGUGAGAUUUUUGUUUGUUAUAUUUUUUUUUGUACAAUUUUAGACUGAUUUGAUGUCGUAAUUACAUUAUUUUGUUGCCCUUUUUGACAAAAAAAAACAACCAAUUGAAACCAGAAUGGUUGAAUUUUUGUUGAAAUUAUUUAUUUAAAAUAAUUUUCUAUAAAACUAAUCAGAGGGCAAAAAACCGAUCUCAAGAUUAUUAUUGAUUUAGUAUUAUGAUGGUAACAAAUAAUUUUUUUGUUGCAAAUUUUGUUGUUAUUUUUGUCUCUUUCCUACCAAAGAUUGUUUAAAUAAUUAGAAUGUUUGUAUUGUAAAUAAAUUGCGCCAUCUUUUUGUGUACAGUGUGCAUUCUCAUAAUAUUUGUAUCCUUGAAGGAUUUUUUUCAAUGGCGAGAACAAAUCUUUGUCCGUUUAUUUUUGUAUAUAGGUAGAUCAAAAGCCAAUCGACAAAGAUUUCAAUGAUGCUUCCUUAAUCCAUACAAUGUAAUCGAAAAGUAUUAUUUAUGUAAAUUAUUAAUUAUUAUUGUACCAAAUACUUUUCGAUUUCAUUUAAAUUUUGUAAGUACAAUUAGUUAGUUAUUUUUAUAGGAUUAGAUUUUGUGAAAAAUAAUGUUCUACCUCUAGAGAAAAAUUGUUUGAGGAUUUUUUCAAAUACUCGGCAAUUGCAUAAAUUGUGUUAGUUAGCUGAAAUAUUUUUUGUUCAAUUUUUUUUUUUGAUUAUGACGUUUAUUUAUUUAUAAAUAAGAUAGAGCUGUGAUUUUACUAUUAUUUUUAUUUUGUAAUAAUUGUUUCAAUUGAUAUUUUAAUGUGUAGAAGGAGCGGUGGCAAUUGUUCCACUUAUGUACUUGAGUUAUUGUAUAAAUAUACUACAUUGGAAUAUUACUGUAACAUAUUGAGAAGCAAAAAUUAACUUCAACCCUGAGUCCAGCAUAUGUAAUACAUUUAUACAAUAGCUUGAUUACGAAAGCAAAAUAGUCGCUCUCGCCCUGACUGAAAGUAGGAGUUUUUUUGUUUGUUUUUGAACAAUUCCUGUUCAAUGAUCAACCAGUGCCACCCCCUCCUGAAAUGUAAAUUAAAUGAUCGUUAAAUUGUAAAUAUUCAAAUAAAUAUGCCAAAUAAUAAUUUUUGGCGAAAUCGAUAUGAUCAAAAUACCAACAAAACCAUUCCAAACACUUUUCUGCGGAAAAAUCAUGAGUUUUUUUUUUUUGUGUACAAAAAUAUGGUGUAAAUAUUGAUUGUAGAUUAAAAAGUAUCUAGUAAAAUGAAAUUCCUUUGUUUCUUAUUUGUUGCCGUAAUGAAAUGUAUCUCUUAGGAUUAUUUUUAUGAUAAAAAAAAAACCAAUUGGAAAUAAAUAUUUGUAAUUUAAACAUUAUAAGUAGUUUUAUUUCAAAAAUUUUGUCCUUAAAAUUACUGUACAACUAGUUGAACAUAACAAAUAUACCUAAUAAAGUACGUAUAAAAUGGUUAACAAAGUAUAAAAUGGUAAAAGAAAAUACUAGCGAUCUAUUUACAAUAAUUAUAAGGCACCAUAAAAUAGUUGGUAUUAAAAUUAUACAGCUCUGUUGAGAGAAAUUAGAUUUUGCAACAUUGCAUAAAUUGUUUGACCGAUUUUUGUUAAAAAUUACUAUGUGGCAACCUUGUUUCCUAUGGAAAAAUCACUCUGGAGCUACUAAUAAUGUUUGGAUGAAGAAUCUCUACUGUAUAGGUAUUUACUGAAUAUCUAUAGUCGGAUUGUUUUUACAAUUUUUUGAUAUCUCUUCACAUAACCCCUGUAGUGGAGGGGUCAAUUGGUCAAUACAUGGGGAAAGACCCAUGGGUUAUUAAUUGUGCUGGUAACUGUUAGCUUUUUAACUAGAGUUUUGUUAGGCAAACAUUUUUAUCCGCAUUUUACCUAAUAAAAUGAACUUUUGAACUUCCCAGUACUAGGAUGUUUGAAAGAUUCUUAAAAACGUACCAAACUGACCGAGAGGAAAUUUUAUAAACAUCCGUUUUUACUGAGAAGUUCCCAGUCUCCGAGAACGUCUAAUAGAGGUUUUCCUAUACAUAUAGGCCAGCAGCAGGCAAGUAGGUAAUAAAUAAAGGGGGUAGCUGGAAAGUAUUCCGAAGUAUUGAUAUUUUAACAGGUCAUUUAUGGAU
Molecule: messenger RNA, 5400 nt
Organism: Ceutorhynchus assimilis (cabbage seed weevil)
Lineage: Eukaryota; Metazoa; Arthropoda; Insecta; Coleoptera; Curculionidae
Source: the annotation of a GenBank genome assembly